AACAGGAAGUACAAGAAGAAGAAGAAGAAGAAGUAGCUGCAUAAGGGAAGUGUCGCAGAGUGUUCAGCUUAAUUCUGUGGCGCUGCGUAGAUGUCAACCUGGGUUUUUAUCCGCUAAUCAGAAGAAACAGAUUUCAUUGUAUUUUUUAACUAUAUAAACGUCACAGAAUGGCCACUGAUUCGGGCUACGGUGGCUCACAAAGUUAUGGGUCAUAUGGCGGGCAGCAGAGUGGACAGGGUUAUGGACAAGGAAAUGGCAGUGGCGCUGGCUCUUAUGGGGGGCAGAGUUACAGUGGCUAUGGACAGCAAGGUGUGGCAACACAAGACGGUUAUGGCCAAGCUCCCCAACAGAGCUUUGAUAAUUAUGGACAGGAACCAUCUGGGUAUGGCGAUAAGUUGUCGUCAACAUCGUCUUCUUACGGCCAUCAAGGUUCCUAUGGUAGCCAGGGUCAAGGAGGAGACAGCUAUGGACAGCAAAGCUCUUUUGGUGGGCAAGGAGGUGGUGGCAGCGGAGGCAGCUAUGGAAGAUGGAGCGAAGGUGAAGGAGGUGUUCAGGGUGGGAGGUAUGGACGUGACCAAGGAGACCGUAACGAAGGAGGAGGAGGGGGCUACAGAGGCAGAGGCCGUGGCGGCUAUGAACGUGGUGGAUAUGACCGUGGUGGAUAUGACCGCAGUGGUGGAUUUGACCGUGGUGGAAGAGGUGGACCUCCUGGUAUGGGAGGUGGUGACCGUGGUGGCUACAAAAAUUACGGUGGCUCCAGAGACUUCGACUCAAGGGAUGAACCAGCUGGUGAGCAGGACAACUCUGACAACAACACCAUUUUUGUCCAGGGACUGGGAGAAGAUGCCACAGUUCAGGAAGUCGGUGACUUCUUUAAGCAAAUUGGUAUCAUCAAGUUGAACAAGAAGACCGGCCUGCCAAUGAUCAACAUCUACUCUGACAAGGCCACUGGUCAGCCAAAGGGAGAAUGCACAGUGUCAUUUGAUGACCCGCCCUCUGCCAAAGCGGCUAUUGACUGGUUUGAUGGCAAGGAGUUCAAUGGCAGACCCAUCAAAGUAUCAUUUGCCACCCGCAGAGCUGAGUUCACACAGAGAGGAGGAGCAGCAGGAGGAGGUGGACGAGGGGGACGAGGAGGUUUCAGAGGUCGUGGUGCUGGUGGUGGUGGAGGAGGAGGACCCAGCUUUGACAUUAAGGGAGGAGACUGGCCCUGUCCCAACAGCUCUUGUGGCAACAUGAACUUUGCACGGCGGCAAGAGUGUAACAAGUGUGGCGCUCCCAAACCAGGAGAUGGAGGAGGAGGAUUUGGAGAUCGUGGAGGCAGAGGCGGUUAUGGCGGAGACAGAGGUGGUGGCUUUAGAGGUCGUGGAGGUUUCCGCGGGGGAGAUCGUGGAGGAGACCGUGGGGGAGACCGUGGAGGCUACGGUGGAGGAUUCGGAGGGGGUUACAAAAUGGGAGCAAGAGGUGAUCGUAGAGAUGACAGAAGAGAGCGGCCAUACUAAGUGUCCAGCAGAUGGAAACCAUUCCAGCCCUUGAGUUUGCCAUGGAGGGAGGAUUUAGUUUGGGAAAACUGAGGGGGAAAGGACCAGGGAUCAGACAUCCUGAUCUGUGCACCUUUUUGUUUUGUAGCCAGUGCAUCCCAACUUUUACUGCUCAUCUGUGCGAGGGACAGAUGUGUUGAGCUACUGUUGAGGGACUUUGGGGCUGAUUGGCACUCUUCGCAUGUGGUCAAAAGUUUAUUAUUUUUUUCUCUGCUUUUGUUUUUUUUUCUUUGUACAUCUUUUUAAUUUUUCUGAUUCUAGCUGCAGAUGUUUUUGUGAAGUAGACAUCGUACCAUUGUUUUGUAUGAACGGAUUAAAUGUUUUUUUUUUUUUUUU
Molecule: messenger RNA, 1874 nt
Organism: Etheostoma cragini (Arkansas darter)
Lineage: Eukaryota; Metazoa; Chordata; Actinopteri; Perciformes; Percidae
Gene: taf15
Product: TAF15 RNA polymerase II, TATA box binding protein (TBP)-associated factor
Exons: 16
Coding region: 168-1499 (443 amino acids)
Biological process (GO): regulation of DNA-templated transcription
Cellular component (GO): nucleus
Molecular function (GO): RNA binding; transcription coregulator activity
Source: RefSeq, a predicted model, not a curated record